AUGCAUGCAGGCGACAGCGCCGGCGCUAACAUAAUCCACCACUUGGCACUCUGCCGGAGCCGGAGCUCACUGGCAGUGAAAAUUCACGGCCUGGUCAUGAUCCAUCCCUACUUCUGGGGAAAAGACCUGAUCGGGUCAGAGAAGGCGGACGGGGCGAGGAAAGCGAUGGUGGACAACUGGUGGACGUUCGUCUUCCCGUCGAACGAAGGUUGCGACGACCCGUACAUCAACCCGUUUGUGGGCGGAGCCCCACCGAGCGCGGAGGAUCUGAGGUGCCGACGGGUGUCGAUUUUUGUGGCGGAGAGAGACAUUCUCUGCGACAGAGAGAAGGCUUACUAUCGUAGUUUGUCGAGAAGGGAGGAGGGGCAUAAUGGUAAAUUGAGAGUAGAGUUAGUAGAAACAAAGGGAAAGGAUCAUAUUUUCCAUCUUUUUAAUCCGGACUGUGAAGCGGCUACGGGCUUGGUAGAUGAUUGGGCUUCUUUCAUCAACCAUGAAUGA
Linum trigynum is the source of this 498-nucleotide messenger RNA. The record is from the annotation of a GenBank genome assembly. NCBI's taxonomy places the organism in Eukaryota, Viridiplantae, Streptophyta, Magnoliopsida, Malpighiales, Linaceae.